CGACGGCGGUGCCAAAUAUUUGAAGCCCGCCCACGGCGGUGUCAUGUUUGCAAAAUUCUCUCCAUUCGCCGGUUUUGCGCAUCCCCUCCCUCCCUCCAUCUCUCUCUGCGUUCGUGGUGCUCGGCCAUGGCGGACUACCACUUCGUGUACAAGGACGUUGAGGGGGCGAGCACACAGUGGGACGAUAUCCAGCGCCGCCUCGGGAACCUGCCCCCGAAGCCGGAGCCCUUCAAGCCGCCGCCCUUCGCCCCCAAGGUCGACGCCGGCGAGCAGCCCAAGUCCAAGGAAUGGCUCGACGAGCGCGAGGCCGAAGAGCUCGAGGAACUCGAGGACGACCUUGAUGACGACCGCUUCCUCGAGCAGUACAGGAAGAUGAGGCUUGCCGAGCUGAGGGAGGCCGCAAAAGCCGCGCGAUUUGGUAGUAUAGUUCCCAUCACUGGCUCGGACUUCGUGCGGGAGGUGUCUCAGGCACCAUCAGAAGUUUGGGUUGUGGUCUUCCUCUACAAGGAUGGGAUACCUGAAUGUGGAUUGCUUCAGAAUUGUUUGGAGGAAUUGGCUACAAGAUACCCAGCGACAAAGUUUGUUAAAAUUAUCUCCACGGACUGCAUCCCCAACUACCCAGAUAGGAAUGUUCCUACAAUACUGGUGUAUAACAACAGUGCUGUCAAAGGGACUUAUGUUGGUUUGCAGAAGUUUGGUGGAAAGAGAUGCACACCUGAAUCUGUUGCAUUAGCCCUUUGCCAGUCAGACCCGGUACUGAAUGAUGGGCAUGGUGGCAGCCAUUCAUCUCGGGACAAUGUCAUAGAAGGUGUUCGCAGGAAGUUCAUAGAGAAGGUUGUAGCCCAGCAUGAAGAGCGGGAAGAAGAGGAUAGUGACUAAGCGUAUAUUGUUUGUGUUUGUUUUCCUCAGCUGGCAGAUCCAAUUUGGUUCCAACGUUCACUGAUCUUAUGUGAUUUUGUGGGUGAAAUUUGCCAGGGUUUUCUGAUUACCUGGUUGUGCGGGUGAAGCUUUUAACAGUUUAUGGAUCAUAUUGCGUUACAGUUAGAGAUGUCUGUGGGUCAGCAAAAUCUUGGUGUUAGUAACCUUUUGAGCUGUAACAUAACUUCUUUAUCUUAUUUAAGAGAUCAAAGAUGAUUAGUGCACUU
This is a messenger RNA of Zea mays, 1145 nucleotides long. RefSeq names its product Thioredoxin superfamily protein. Bases 127 to 879 code for a protein of 250 amino acids. The transcript is spliced from 4 exons. Gene Ontology annotation, biological process: protein folding. Gene Ontology annotation, cellular component: cytoplasm. Lineage: Eukaryota; Viridiplantae; Streptophyta; Magnoliopsida; Poales; Poaceae. The record is from RefSeq and is marked predicted.